AUGAAGGGAAUCCAAGUGUCGGCCUAUGUCAAGGCUCCUGGUGAGCUCAAGGUCACAGAGCUUGCUGAUCCCAAGCCUGCCGCAGACGAGUACCUCAUCGAGGUCCACGCCGCGGCAACCAACUUCUUUGAUAUCCUGCAAAUUCAGGGCAAAUACCAGCACCAACCUCCUUUCCCAUGGGUUUCUGGUGCUGAAUUCGCCGGAGUCGUGCUGGCCACGCCUUCCGGGUCCAAGAACCCCAAGUUCCCCGUCGGCUCCAAGGUCUUCGGAGCCACCCAGGGGUCAUAUGCCACCAAGUGUGUCGCAAAGGAGGUUUCCAUGCUUCCCGUACCCAAGGGAUGGUCUUUCAACCAGGCUUCCGGUCUGUUCGUAACAGCCCCCACCAGCUACGGCGCCCUCGUCCUCCGUGCUGGCGUCAAGGCGGGUGAUUACGUUCUUGUCCACGCCGCUGCCGGUGGUGUCGGUCUUGCUGCUGUUCAAGUCGCCAAGGCAUACGGCGCGACAGUCAUCGCCACGGCGGGCACUGCCCGCAAGCUGGAGGUUGCCAAGUCCUUUGGCGCUGAUCAUGUCGUUGACUACCGCGAUGAGAACUGGCCCCAGAUUGUCAAGAAAUUGACGCCCAAGGGCCGUGGUGUUGACAUUGUCUAUGACCCUGUCGGCAUGGUUGACAAGAGUACUAAGUGUAUCGCUUGGAACGGCCGCAUUCUCAUUGUUGGCUUUGCCGCUGGUACUAUCGAGAAGGUGGCUAUGAACAAGGUCUUGCUCAAGAAUAUCAGCUUGGUCGGUAUUCACUGGGGCAUGUAUGAGAAGAUGGAGACUAGAUCGGUCCCCAAGGUGUGGGAGGGCAUCAUGAAGUUGAUUGCCGAGGGCAAGUUCAAGGGAACUGAGUUCACAGACAAGGAGUUUGUCGGACUCGAGUCUGUGCCAGAUGCGCUCAAGGCGCUCGGGAGCAGGGAAACCUGGGGCAAGGUUGUUGUCAAGAUUCCCCAGGAGGGACAAAACAAGUUGUAA
Messenger RNA from Podospora anserina S mat+, 1011 nucleotides. RefSeq lists its product as uncharacterized. NCBI's taxonomy places the organism in Eukaryota, Fungi, Ascomycota, Sordariomycetes, Sordariales, Podosporaceae. The transcript is spliced from 3 exons. Gene Ontology annotation, cellular component: mitochondrion. The record is from RefSeq and is a predicted model, not a curated record. The coding region runs from base 1 to 1011 and encodes 336 amino acids. Gene Ontology annotation, molecular function: zinc ion binding; oxidoreductase activity.